Xyrauchen texanus (razorback sucker) is the source of this 1175-nucleotide messenger RNA. Its product is annotated as aminoacyl tRNA synthase complex-interacting multifunctional protein 1-like. Lineage: Eukaryota; Metazoa; Chordata; Actinopteri; Cypriniformes; Catostomidae. Gene Ontology annotation, molecular function: tRNA binding. Bases 100 to 1053 code for a protein of 317 amino acids. The record is from RefSeq and is a predicted model, not a curated record. The transcript has 7 exons.
UACGUGACUGACACGUCAUCAGUGCGCGACACGGGUCAGAAGCGAAAGGCUGAAUUCGUGCGCUGCCUGUGCGUACAGAUAACAUCCGAUUGCACUUUUAUGUUCCUGGUACAAUCCCUGUUCAAGAUGUCAGGCCACACACCCUCACUCCUGAGACUGGAACAGAAGGCUGCGGAGGCUGAUCAGAUCAUUGAGUACCUCAAACAGCAAGUCCAGCUGCUGAAGGAGAAAGCCAUUGUGCAGGCCACCGUUAGAGAAGAGAAGAAGCUCCUGGAGGAGAAUGCCAAACUCAGGAAGGACGUUGAGGAACUGAAGAAACAAGUUCUGGAAAAGGAAAGGAAGAGAGGAGUGAAAGAGGUGCCAAUGCCUUUAACGGAGACCAACGUCCAAUGUGUGUCUAAACCGACAGCCCCGGAGCCACCUGCCCCAGCAACCCCUGCUGCUCCAGACACAAAAACCACUCCAGCCAAAGACAAUGAUGCCACCAAAAAAAUGAAAGCUGAGAAAAAGGGUGAGAAGAAGGAGAAGAAGGCAGCGACCCCUCCUCAGGAGGAGGCAAAAGUGGAUGUGUCUCGGUUGGAUCUGCGAGUGGGCCGCAUCAUCAGUGCCGAGAAACAUCCUGAUGCUGACUCCCUUUACGUUGAGCAGGUGGAUGUUGGGGAAGCGUCUCCACGCACCGUUGUCAGUGGUCUGGUAAAACACAUCCCUCUGGAGCAGAUGCAGAACCGCAUGGCUGUGCUCCUGUGCAACCUGAAGCCUGCUAAGAUGAGAGGCGUGUUGUCCCAGGCCAUGGUCAUGUGUGCCAGCUCUCCAGAGAAGGUCGAGAUCCUGGAUCCUCCCAGUGGAGCUGCGCCUGGAGACAGAGUUUCCUGUCAGGGCUUCCCAGGUGAGCCCGAUAAAGAGUUGAACCCUAAGAAGAAAGUGUGGGAGCAGGUCCAGCCGGAUUUGCGCACUGAUGGCCAAUGUGUGGCCACUUACAAGGGAGCUGCCUUUGAGGUUACUGGCAAAGGGGUGUGCAAAGCUCAGACAAUGGGUAACAGUGGAAUUAAAUAGAAACCCCUUGCAAACACCAGAUGUUCAGCAAGAACUUCCUUCUAUGAGAAGGGCUGAUUUCUAAACCUCUGUAACUCUGCUGAUGAAAGGGAAAAUGUUUAAAAUUAAUAAAAUAUUUGAAU